UUCUUGUACAAUGCCACACGCAAAUCAACCCUUAAAAUUCCAAGUUAGAAUUUUCAAGAAUGGACAAAUUUUUAGCAACAUCUUCCUCAAUUAUUUGAUAUAUAAGUAGGCUAAAGCUGGUUUCAAGUCUUCAUUCAUUUUGGUAUCUGAUUAUUCUUUGAUUCUUGGAAAUGGAUGAAAGGUUAAAGAGAGCAGCUGAAACAGGAAACAUCGAUGCGUUGUAUUCAUUCAUCCACCACGAUGCCAAUGUUUUCAAGCGUAUAGAUGAGAUGGAGUUCGUGGAUACGCCAUUACACGUUGCUGCAGUUGCGGGCAAUACCGGUUUUGCAAUGGAGAUGAUGAACUUGAAGCCAUCGUUUGCCAGGAAACUGAACCAGGAUGGGUUUUCCCCCCUUCAUCUAGCCUUGCUUACUGGAAAACCAGAAAUGGUGAUUGAUUUUUUAUCGGUUGAUAAAGAUCUUAUUCGUGUUAAAGGAAAGGGGGGUUUCACUGUUCUUCAUCAUGUUGCUUUGGAUGAAAAUUAUGCUCAUCUCUUGCGUCGGUUUUUGAAUUUUUGUCCCGAUUGUAUCUUUGAUUUGACAGUUGAGAGACAAACUGCUUUGCAUAUAGCUGCAGAAAAAAACAAAUUUGAAGCAUUUAAAGCGAUGUUGGAAUGGAUUCAAAGUGCGUUUGAAGACGAUAAGCGUAAGAGAAGUAAAAUAUUGAACUAUCAGGAUAAGGAUGGCAACACUGUACUGCACUCAACUGCAUCAAUUAACAACCCCCAGAUGAUCAAACUGUUGAUAGAAUGUGAGGAAGUGGAUAAGAACAAGAUCAAUGACCGUGGUUUUACAGCAAUGGAUGUGUUACAAAGACAAACUGUAGCAGACAACAUGGAGAGUGUGAACAUCCUAAACAGCAAUCCCCUCACGUUUCAAAAGUUGUCAAAGCUAAAAUUACUGAGAGAUGAGAUAAAAGAGAUGAGAGACGAAACAGUGGGUGUAUUACUCAUCGUAUUCGCGCUGGUUCUAACAAUGACAUACCAAGGAGUUCUCAGCCCUCCGGGCAGAGUUUUCCAGGGCGAUGCAACCGCAUCAACCAGUUCAAAUCAUCGUGAAGGGAAAUCAGUGAUGAAGACGAGUAGUUUUCUUAUUUUCUAUAUUCCAAAUGGGGUGGCUUUCCUUAUAUCUUAGGGCAUAACAUUAUUAUUGUUGGAAUCCGUGGCUAAAAGUAUCAUAUCUUUUUUGUCGCGAAUUUACGCAAUUGUGUGCUUCUGCUACGGGGCUGCUUUGUCAACUAUAGCACCUUCAACUAGUGUCCUUUUGGUCGUCGUUUCUACACAAACUAUCAUUUCUCUCUCACUUUGGUUCAUUUGGUCAAGUAAUCACCGUCGUUUCAGAAAAUAUUAAAAUGUAUGUGUCUAUCUAGUUUUAUUUGGUAUAUCAACUCAAGUUUAGGAAGUUGUAUGAUAAAA
Molecule: messenger RNA, 1453 nt
Organism: Gossypium raimondii (Peruvian cotton)
Lineage: Eukaryota; Viridiplantae; Streptophyta; Magnoliopsida; Malvales; Malvaceae
Product: ankyrin repeat-containing protein BDA1
Exons: 2
Coding region: 171-1172 (333 amino acids)
Molecular function (GO): protein binding
Source: RefSeq, a predicted model, not a curated record